Mercenaria mercenaria is the source of this 1797-nucleotide messenger RNA. RefSeq lists its product as uncharacterized. Lineage: Eukaryota; Metazoa; Mollusca; Bivalvia; Venerida; Veneridae. The record is from RefSeq and is a predicted model, not a curated record. Bases 365 to 1417 code for a protein of 350 amino acids. The transcript has 6 exons.
AAAAACACGUUAUUUAAGUAUUUCAUUAUACGCGUCAUUUUGAAUACUGUGAUGCAAAUGGUACAACACGUAAGAUAAAGAGUAAAAUAUAAAAAAGAUCAGAUAACUGUAACUGCAAUAUGAGAGAUGCUGUACAAUUAUUUGCAAGUAUGCUUUCCCUUCACAUGAUGUUUGCAUAGUGUGUUUACGAAUCGAACAGAAGUCCAUUUCAACAUACGACCUUAUGGAUUUAGAGUGAAAUAAAUCAUUAAUACCUUCAAUGUAAAUGUUUAUUCAUCGAAUACUUUGUAUUCAUUUGGAAUAGUUUAAGUGCUAGCUUGUGUGUCAAAGAAAUUACACGGUAGUCGGAGGCCUACAGGUGAAUAUGAUUCUUCCAACCAAGUCAGUAUCAGUCAUAGGUAUUGGGAUUUUAUUUUCACUUGUCGAUUCAGCUCAAAUUACAUGUGAUGACACAACCCCGGCAGUUGGGUCAACUCUAAAAUGUGAAUGUACAGAUUUAAGUGGAUAUGGCGUAGACUGGUGGAAGGGCAAUUCUAUUAUAUCUACCUGUUCAUCGAAUCCCAAAAUUGGGUGUGAUUCUCCACCAACUGGAUAUGAAUUCCAAGUUAAUUCAACUUCAAAAUAUUUCAUGGAAAUAAAUUCGUAUACUUAUUUGAAUUGUGAUAGAUACAAAUGCAGUGAUUUGUUGGGCUCUUCAACAAGUUCUGCUCUAGACAUUUCCAUAUCUAAUACAACUUUAGAUUUGACGCAAAAGGUCGAACUGACAGAGACAAAUACAACAGGAAACAUAACAAUCUUGACAGGUUGUUUAUUCAUAUCAACUGAGAAUGUACAAAAAAGGAUCCAAACAAAAUGGUACAAAAUUCUGAACGACAGUAUAAAGGCCUUCCCAGGUAAUAGUACAGCAGUAUUCGAGGACACUUGUCAUGAAUGUAAUGGAGUACGCGCCCGGCAGCUGAAAGUUAUACUAUUUUACACAGAAUCGGAAGAAAGUUUAAACAAUGAAAAAGAAAGGGUGCAACUAAUGCUACAGAUCUAUGACGAAAAUGAUCCUUCUAAUAGUCAGAAUAUAAAUACUUCAAACAAAUACAUUAUUUCAGGCAAUACUGACUCUGUCCAAACAAUCACUGCUGUAUCAAUAGCAGAGAAAACAAUAUCUACACCCUAUAGUAUGCCUCCUACCUCAGAUACAAAUCAGUCACAUCAUCCAACAGGCAUUUCAUCGACUCCAGUUUGGCAAGAAAGUAGUUAUGUCACCACUGCGCAAAAUAAAGACAAUAAGUCAAAUCAAAGCUUCAAGGCAAUGUACAUGUACAUAGCAUUAGGGGUCUUUGUAUUUAUUUUUCUUUUAGUGAUGCUUCUAUACUGUUUAUGUUUGAAAAGAAAAGAAAAGGAACAUGAAAAUCGUGCGGUAUGAGCCAAGAGUUGAAGUUGAUAAAAUGUAACGUACUUGUAGCUAUAGAAAGACUGCUUAUGAUUAGGUUUUUGCAAACUCCUUUCAUUAUGCCAGUGUUUUUGUUGAACAUUUGAAUAUACGUUUCAAUGCAUUUGUAAACAUGUAAGACUUGUAUUAUUUUGAAGCCGUAUAUGACUUUUGCGCACGUUAUGAAAUAUGUUAAUUUAUGUUACAACUAAAUUACAUAGCCAUUUUCAAAUAUCAUCAUACAUUCGAUUUCAGUUCAUAUAAUGCAUCGAAUGCAAAUGAAAUCUGUAGAAACUAUACUAUUCAGGAGAAAUGAGGAUACUAUACACCUUGAAUAAAGUAUCUUUUUAGAAUAAAGUUGUUUUUUUUUCUUA